Molecule: messenger RNA, 3638 nt
Organism: Punctularia strigosozonata HHB-11173 SS5
Lineage: Eukaryota; Fungi; Basidiomycota; Agaricomycetes; Corticiales; Punctulariaceae
Exons: 5
Coding region: 253-3486 (1077 amino acids)
Biological process (GO): negative regulation of transcription by RNA polymerase II
Cellular component (GO): nucleus
Molecular function (GO): RNA polymerase II transcription regulatory region sequence-specific DNA binding; zinc ion binding; DNA-binding transcription factor activity, RNA polymerase II-specific
Source: RefSeq, a predicted model, not a curated record
CCGGCCUCGUUCCUCACACCCUCACGUCCUCCGUCUGCUUGCAGUUGCUCGCCGCCUAUAUAAUCUCCCUCUACUGACCGUACCUCUUUGCGGCCCCGGUUCUGUAACCUACGAGGAGUCACUAGCAGCGGAUCCCAGAAUCUCGUCUGACUCAGCGCCACUCGCUCCGCCUUCCUUCGCCGAAUAAAAAGCUUAGACGGGCGCUCUGCAGCACACCGCGGUUCCUCUCCUCCGGCUUUUGUCUUUGUUUUUAUGACCACGACCGCCGCGACGACGCCCGCCACAGCAUCCACAUCCGGACCCAGCGCAGAACCCGCUCACACUCCAAAUCAGGGUCAGCCCCGCAACCCGAGCGCGCCGUCGAGGGACCGCCGACACGGCCAAGGUAGUCGCCGCCGACCGCCUCGGAACGAUGGAAGCGGCGCGUCGAACGUGAACGUGAACGUGAACGCCGGCGGAGGACCGGCUCACCAUCCGCAAACGGCGAGGGGCGGAAGACGCGGAGGAGGCAGAGCGCGCGGGGGAGGAGGAGGAGGAGGAGGAGGAGGGGGCGGGGGUCAGGGGCGCGGCGCGCCCGAUGGGUCCGGGUCGCCCAGCGCCGGCGAGCGCUCGCACCCCCCCGGCGAUCACCAGAGCUGGCGAGACAGAUCCGCGCGGCCCGCGAGGACGACGGACGGUCAACAGCCCCGCCGCGGCGGGCAUCGCGCCGCCCGGUUCAACGCCUCCCUGACGACUCAACCCGCCCCUCAAGGAUCCCGAGCCGCCAACGACGAUGACGACGAGCCGGCAAAGCCGCCCGCGCCGGACCGCUACGCGCUCCCCGCCGCGCCCGAAGCCGACGACCUCACCUCGCGCCUGACGCGCGCCCUGCGCACGCCGCCCUACCCGGACUGCCCGAUCUGCUUCAACCCGAUCCACCCCGCGCAGCCGAUCUGGUCGUGCUCGCCCUCCGCCUCCCUCCCCGCUUCUUCUUCCCUCGACGACACCGGCCCGGGAGGAGAGGCCGGGGGGAGCGGGGCGCGGUGCUGCUGGACGACGUUCCACCUCAAGUGCAUCCGCGCGUGGGCGGACAAGAGCGUGAAGGACGUCGCGAACGCGUGGCGCGCCCGGGGGGAGAGCAGGCCCGGCGAUUGGCGAUGCCCCGGAUGCCAGUCGAAGCGGCUCGCGGUGCCCGUCUCGUACUGGUGUUUCUGCGGCUCGACGCCCGACCCGAAACCGCUCCGGCUGGCGACGCCGCACUCGUGCGCGAACCCUUGUUCCCGCGCGCGCGCGUGCGGCCACCCCUGCGCGCUCUCGUGCCACCCCGGGCCGUGCCCACCGUGCCAAGUCACGACGCAGUUGCCGUGCUACUGCACCAAGCAGGCACUCUCCUACCGCUGCGCGAACCUGACCCCGUCCACCAAGAAGAGCAUCGACGCCGGCGCGGCCGACCUCUCGUGCGGACAGACCUGUGGAAAACCGCUGGCGUGCGGAAACCACGCGUGUGAGAGGAAGUGCCAUCCCGGACAGUGCGGGAAGUGCGAGGUGAAGGAGGUGGCGAGGUGUUAUUGCGGGAAGGAGGAGAGGGAGAUUCCGUGUGGCGAGGGCGUGGAGAGGGAGUGCGCGACGGAGGUGGAGCGGUGGGUUGGGAGAUUCGAGUGCGGCAAUACAUGCGAUCGAUUGUUCGACUGCGGCAUUCACCGCUGUUUGAAGCCAUGUCACCCGCCGUCGCCGACCUUCUCUCCCUGUCCACUCUCUCCAGCUCUCAACACGCACUGUCCGUGCGGAAAACAUGCCCUUACUCCCAACUCCAUCGACUUCUUCCCACCGUCCACGAAGCUCCCCCGCACCGCCUGCACGGAUCCCCUCCCCACCUGCACCUCGCUCUGCCUCAAGCCCCUCUCCAGCUGUUCGCACGUCUGCUCCUCACCGUGCCACACGGGUCCGUGCCCACCAUGCACGAUCAUGGUCGUACGCCCAUGCCGAUGCGGCGCGACAACCAGGGACGUCCGGUGCUCCGACAUCCAGUCAUCCUCCGGCGAGAUCGAGGUCCUAUGCGACAAGCCGUGCUCCGCGCUCCGCGCCUGCGGCCGGCACCAAUGCAACCGGCUCUGCUGCCCGCUCGCGGGCCUCUCCGGGCCCAAAGGCAAAGGCAAGAAACGCGCCGCCGCCGAGCCCGAGGACGAGGGCGGGCUGCACGCGUGCGACCUCCUCUGCAACAAGCCGCUCGCGUGCGGGAACCACCGGUGCGAGGAGCGCGAUCACCGCGGGGCGUGCCCGCCGUGCCUCCGGAGCUCGUUCGACGAGGUGCGCUGCGCGUGCGGCCGGACGGUGUACGAGCCGCCGGUCGCGUGCGGGACGCGCGUGCGCUGCGCGUACCCGUGCGCGCGCGCGCCGCCUCCCUGCGGCCACGGGCGCACGCCGCACGCGUGCCACGGCGACGACGCGCCGUGCCCGCCGUGCCCGUAUUUGACCAGCAAGCGCUGCGCGUGCGGGAAGGCGACGGUGGGGAACGUCAAGUGCGCCCAGGCGAGCGAGAAGGUGUCGUGCGGCGCCGCGUGCGGGCGCUUGCUCGGCUGCGGGUACCACAAGUGCGCGCGGACGUGCCACGCGGGCGAGUGCGGGGCGUGCACGGCGGCGUGCGGCAAGGCGCGGAAGCUUUGUCUCCCUGCGCACCAUUCGUGCACGCAGCCGUGCCACGCCCCCGCGUCGUGCGACGAGAGCGAGCCGUGCCAGACGUCGAUCACGAUCACCUGCCCGUGCGGACGCAUCCGGCAGGCCAUCCAGUGCGGCCGGAGCACGGCCAACCCGGCGGGCCGCGAGUCGUCGGUGCAGAUCAAGUGCUCGAACGAGUGCGCGAUCGCGAAGCGGAACGCGCGCCUGGCGGAGGCGCUCGGCAUCUCGUCGAGCGAGGCGAAGAGCGUGACGUACCCCAAAGAGCUCGUCGCGUUCGCGAAGGCCAACCCGGGCUUUCUGAGCAUCGUGGAGAAGGCGUUUUCCGAUUUCGUCGCCUCGGAGAAGAAGACGCAGGUGCUGCCGCACAUGCCGCCCGACCGCCGCAAGUUCGUGCACGACCUCGCGGCCGUCUACCGCAUGGACACGCAGAUGGUCGACCAGGAGCCGCGGCGCAGCGUGCAGCUCAUCCGGCGCGUCGACACCCGCGUCCCGACGCCGGUCCUCUCCGCGGCGCUCCCUUCGUCCAAGGUCGCGCCGGCGCCCGCCCCCGCCCUGGGACGCCUCACCGACCUGCGCAAUCUCAAGAAGCCGUCGGCGCCUGCUGCUGCUGCCCCCGCCCCAGCCCCUCGGCCGGCGUCGGUCGGUCGGGGAUGGACGUCGGUGGUGGCGCGGCCGACGCCGGUGGCGGUAUCGAGCGCGCCGCCGCACACGGCCGCCUCGAGCGGGCAGCGUAGUCAGCGGCCGGACGGCGCGGCAGCGCGCGCCGUCGUCGGUACAGGCCAGCCAGCGUCGGAAGAACAUAUACCGGACAGCUGGGAGGAUGAGUCCUAAAAACAAGUCAGUAGUAACGGAGAUGAUCUCCAGGGAAGGCGUGUGCAUAGAGAGGACUGCGUUGCGUUUACAUACAACUCGCUCAUAAUAGGACGCAGUCGGAGGUGUACUUGACACUCGGUAAUAGCACGUAUCUAUUAACUGCCCACUGC